GCUAAAAACAAGUCACACACUUAAAAAUGCAGCUAGUAUGAUAUUUACUUUUUUUUUCGAUAUAUAUAUAAAAAAAAACUAUUUCUUUAUAGAUCUGGUUUCAUCAAUCGUUUUGCAGUAUGGGAAAAUCAAGACCAAGAUAUAAUGAAAAAGCUCGUGCUUCUUCUAUGAAGCCUACACAACGACCUCAUCCAAAAGCUCGAAGUGGUGGUUUAGCACCACAAAUGUUUGAUCCUGAACAUAAACAAUCGAUCAUAACACCUAAUGCCGCUAAAGCUACUACAACUGACAAUGAUACCAAUGAAUUAAUGAUUAUUCCAGGUCAGAAUGACCAAUCAGUCGAGCAAAAGAAACAUACUACACAAUCCUACAAAGAGCCUAUCAAAUACAUGUCCAAGAAAAAAAGAAGAAAACUUGAGAAAUAUAUUGAACAAAAGCUGAAAAAGGAAGCCCGUACGGGUCUUUUGGAAAAACUUUCUACUGCUUCUUGGUCUUCUGAUUUGCUCAAGUCCUCUAAAUUAAUUGGUCGAUCAGGUCAAACACUGCGUGAACAACUAAAACAGACUUUGAUGGAGCAAAAGGCAGGGUUAACACCAACACAUACGGAUGUACCUUUAUUAAUUGAAAAGGAAGUGGAAGAAAAGCCUGAAUUAUUUGAAAUAAAUAAGGAACAACAACAGCAAACUAUACAGACAUCAAUUAUGGGAAGUGCUUUAAAGGACGGGCCUAAUAUGCCACUUGUUAAACGAAAGAGAAAGAAGAAGAAGUCUACUAUCCCGGCUAUUGCAAAAAAGCGAUAUAAACAAAGAAAGGGUAUGGAAUCAGAUACUUCGUUUGACAGUUCAGAUUCAGCUAAUGAUACCUCAUCGGACGAGGACGAACAAGAUGUAAAAAAUGAUAAAAAACCAGUUGAUAAUGAAUUGGAAGAUGAAAAGCGACAAACACAUAUCGAAGCCAUAGCAGAGGCUAUACAACAUAUUCCAGCUGAAGAACUUGUUACUAAACGUCAUGAAGCCGAAGUGGAUGAUAUCAAAGAGCAAAUUCUUAAGAGUCAUCGUGAAGGUGAUCUUGUCAAUGACCAGUCUAAACCUUUUUAUGUCUCUGUUAAUCGUUUACCUGAAAUACAAGCUGCACGUCUUCAAUUACCCGUCUGCGGUGAAGAACAAGUAAUUAUGGAAGCUGUUCGUAAUAAUACAGUCGUUAUUAUCUGUGGUGAAACAGGCUCUGGUAAAACAACUCAAGUGCCCCAGUUCCUUUAUGAAGCUGGUUGGUCGCAUCCGGAUAGUGAUAACCCAGGCCUUAUCGGUGUCACACAACCACGUCGAGUCGCUACUGUCAGUAUGGCCAACAGAGUUGCUCAAGAACUUAAUUUAUCAAACAAACAAGUUUCAUAUCAAAUUCGUUAUGAUGCUACAGUAUCCGAUGAAACUCGUAUCAAGUUCAUGACUGAUGGUGUCCUUUUACGUGAAAUGUCACAAGAUCUAUUACUCACUAAAUAUUCAACAUUAAUUAUUGACGAAGCACAUGAACGUAAUUUGAAUACAGAUAUUUUGAUUGGUGUUGUGAGCCGUGUCUUAAAAUUAAGAGCUGAGAUGAGUCAACAGGAUCGUGAGAAGAUUAAACCCUUAAGAGUAGUAAUCAUGUCAGCUACCUUACGUGUUUCUGAUUUUACCGAAAAUACACAGCUAUUUGCUAAAAUACCACCAGUUAUUAAUGUUAAUGCUCGUCAAUAUCCCGUUUCAAUUCAUUUUAAUAAGCGUACACCUCAGGAUUAUGUGGCUGAAGCAUAUAAAAAAGUAACUAAAAUUCAUGAACGAUUGCCUUCAGGUGCUAUUUUGGUGUUCUUGACAGGUCAAAACGAAAUCAAUCAAUUAUGUAAAAAACUAAGACAAAGAUAUCCUAGUUUGCCCGCUAAGGCUUCGAAGAAUGAUCGUAAAAAGGAAAAGGAGGCAAUUGCAUUAGAGUCAAAAAAGGAGGAAAUACCUGUUGGGAAAGUAGAUAUUGAAGAUGAGGCUAUAAAAUUAGGAGAAGAUGAGCAAAUUGAGGACUUUGAUUUAGAUACAGAUGAAGAAGAUGACGAUGAUGAUAUCCUGGAAGGGUUUGAUGAUGAUGAAUUAGUGAAUGAUAGUCAUGCACCCUUACAUGUUCUUCCACUUUACUCAAUGUUGCCUACUGAAGCCCAGUUACGUGUAUUUGAACCUCCUCCAGAAGGUACACGACUCUGUGUAGUAGCUACAAAUGUUGCCGAAACCUCAGUGACUAUUCCUGGUGUUCGAUACGUUGUAGAUUGUGGUAAGUCUAAAGAGCGUCGAUACGAUGUUCAAACUGGUGUGCAAUCAUUCGAGAUUGGGUGGACCUCUAAGGCUUCUGCUGGGCAACGUGCAGGCCGUGCAGGCCGUACAGGACCAGGUCACUGUUACAGACUCUAUAGCUCAGCAGUGUUUGAUCAUGAAUUUGAGCAGUUCUCUACACCUGAGAUACAUCGUAUGCCAAUUGAAGGUGUUGUACUCAAUAUGAAAGCAAUGCAUAUCGAUAAUGUAAUCAACUUUCCAUUUCCAACACCUCCACCUCGAGAAAACUUAAUAAAAGCAGAAAAGUUAUUGGGAUAUCUUGGUGCUAUUGAAAAGACAACAAAGCGUAUUACAGAAUUUGGACAAACCAUGUCAUUAUUUCCUAUUACGCCCAGAUUUGCUAAAAUGCUUAUUAUUGGUCAACAGCACAAUUGUUUGCCUUACGUAAUUGCUAUCGUAUCCGCAUUAUCUGUAGGUGAUCCAUUCAUUCAAGACUACCAUUUGGACGAUAAACAUCCUGACGAAGAGGACGAGAAUGAUAAUGAUGAUGAUGAGGAGCUUCAAAAUCUUAAUAACCCUGCUUAUAUCGAAAAACAGCAACGCAAAUUGAUUCGUAAAAAGUACUAUACAGCACAAAUGAAGCAUGCCGGUUUAGAUCCUUCUAGCGAUAUUUUGAAAUUACUUAAUGUUGUGGGUGCCUACGAAUACGCUGGCGCUACUUUAAAGUUUUGCCAGGAUAACUUUUUGAGACCCAAAGCAAUGGAAGAGAUUCGUAAAUUACGACGUCAACUUACUAAUUUAGUAUGUUCGAAUUUCCCUGAGGUAGAUGUCUGUUUAGACCCUAAGAUGCCUCCUCCAACAGCCACACAACUUAAAGUUUUGAAGCAAGUAUUAACAGCAGGCUUUAUUGAUUCCGUGGCAAUACGACAAGAUGUAUUAGAGACAGGUGGAGGACAAGGUUCGAAACGAUAUAAGAAUGCAAGAAAUGUUCCUUAUAGGUUAUUGUGGCAUGAUGAAGAUGCCUUUGUGCAUCCAAAUUCGAUAUUGUACGGUCAAGAACCACCUGAAAUGUUAGUGUAUAGUGAAUUGUUUAAGAGUCAAGGAGGAAAAAUGUGGAUGAAAGGUGUGACAGCGGUAGAGCCUAAAUGGAUUGCAAAAAUUGGUAAGGAUCUUUGUUCGUUUGGCCGGCCACUUGAGUUCCCACUUCCAAAGUUUAUUGGGGACAAAAAGGAUCGUAAAUUAGUAUAUGUUGUUCCUAGUUUUGGACCCAAAAGUUGGCCAUUACCUCCUAUUCAAGUUGAGCAACGAAGAGAGGGAACCCGAUGGGUUACAAUCAUGUAAUUUAUAUGCAUAUAUGUUUGUACAUACAUAUAGACAUGUGUAUAUAUACAAAUAUAAAUAUAGAAGCUUUAAAAUAAACUUUGAAUAUUUUCAAUUCGAGAAUAAUAAAU
This is a messenger RNA of Cokeromyces recurvatus, 3742 nucleotides long. RefSeq names its product P-loop containing nucleoside triphosphate hydrolase protein. Gene Ontology annotation, molecular function: RNA binding; ATP binding. The record is from RefSeq and is a predicted model, not a curated record. Gene Ontology annotation, cellular component: nucleolus; intracellular anatomical structure. Gene Ontology annotation, biological process: maturation of SSU-rRNA from tricistronic rRNA transcript (SSU-rRNA, 5.8S rRNA, LSU-rRNA). Bases 120 to 3632 code for a protein of 1170 amino acids. The transcript is spliced from 8 exons. Lineage: Eukaryota; Fungi; Mucoromycota; Mucoromycetes; Mucorales; Mucoraceae.